Messenger RNA from Polyodon spathula (Mississippi paddlefish), 3345 nucleotides. RefSeq names its product cytochrome b-245 chaperone 1 homolog. The transcript has 7 exons. Lineage: Eukaryota; Metazoa; Chordata; Actinopteri; Acipenseriformes; Polyodontidae. The record is from RefSeq and is a predicted model, not a curated record. The coding region runs from base 122 to 691 and encodes 189 amino acids.
AACUGCACAACCCUUACGUUACUUCCCCAUUGAAUGGUGAGACUGCUGUUCCGUAUUGCGAUACUCGAGUUCAAGGGGAUUCACUGCUAGUAUUAAAUAUAUUCACAAAGCAACAACAGACAUGGGGUACAUGACAGUAGAGUCUCACUCACACACCCGCAUCCACCUCAAGAGGCGGCCUGGCUUCCGGUCCUGGGCUCUGUUGGUCGGAAUCUCAUCUGUUGGUCUGUCAGCAGCCUAUUACAGCUCAGACAGCUGGAUGUGGAAACUCUUCUACGUGGCUGGGUGCUGCUUUGUCGCUAUACAGAACCUGGAGGAGUGGGAGGAAGCAAUUUUUGAUAAGUCUAAAGGCCAAGUCAUUCUAAAAUCAUUUAACCUCUACACCAAAAUACUGACCAUGUGGAGGAAAGGACACGAGCAAGUUGUGGCUGAACUGAAUCACCUGAGGGAUGUGAGUGUGGAGGAGGAGAAAGUGCGCUACCUGGGGAAAGGCUACCUGGUGGUCUUGCGAUUUGCCACUGGAUUCUCCCACCCGCUCACUCAGAGCGCCACUCUUGGCGGGAGGAGUGAUGUAGACGCUAUCGCUGAGCUGCUGAAGCGCUUUCUCGGGCUGGACAAAGCACAGCAGUGGGAGAGAGUCUCUGACUCUGAUAGCAGCGACAGUGACCAAAUCAAACUCGAUGAAAACUAACCAGCUGCAGAAUUCUGGCGCCCCUCUGUUCCCAGGACAGGUAACCAGCGGUGAUGAGUUCUGUGCUGUGAAGCCUGCCUGGGCCCUGGGAUUGAUGAGACUGGCUGAUUGCACCACAGAACUGGGGAUCUUGUGGUGCCACUGCAUGGCAACGGAUUACCAAGGCUGGGAACGCUCCCCAAUGUCAUGCCCUUAACUUGACAGAACUCUGGCAAGCUUUGAAGUUUUUUCUGCUUAUCUGAUGAUAAACAACUAUAGGUUGCCUUGUUUAGUAGUGUGUGUUUUAAAUUUCUGUUUUGGUUUGGAGUGCUAACCAAAGGUAAACCAUGUUCUUACUUUUUAUUAGCACUUACAGCAUUAUCACUGCCCCCUCUUCCCAUCCCCCCCCCUUGAACUCUUUCCCUUGUGUUGGACUAGCUAGAUCUUUAGUUUCUUUACUUGCAUUUUUAAGGACAUGUGGAUAAAAACAGCACUUGAUUCCUGCGACCCAAUCCUGUUCUGUAGGUCACCUGAUUUGUAGCAAGAGCAUAUCAGAGUAACAAUAAAAUAAGUUAUCUGGUACCAGAAAGUCAUAGCAACUUAAAUCUAUUGUGUUGUCUUUAAAAAAAACAAUUCUGAAUAUGUCAUUUCGGCCAAGUAAAGCAAAAAAGAACAAGAGCGAGGGGAGAGUAUCAUUGAUAACGCUAGUAAAAGCUAAGCUUGUUGAUGGAGAAACUGGUUGAAUGAAACCAGCUCCACGAAUCUGUUGUGUGUCUCUUUAAUAAUGCUUGCCCCUGAAAACCAAAGUAUGGAGGAAAUACAGGUACGCAGUGGGUUUAUGCUACAUUCCUGCUUGUCCAGUCAUUGGUCUGGUAGUAGGCUGGUCCUUUUGCCCGCGCCAAAUACUGCAGUAUGGCUACUGAUUUUAACACAUUACUUUUGACUAAUCAGGAUGUAAAUAGUUUUGCUUGUUCAAUUGUUUGUCACGACUUGUGUAAACAUAAACACUCUUUUUUCAGAUUGCCAACAUCCUACGACUGCGUCCUUCGAUGUGGCCAAAACUGUUUUGCUUAAUAUAAUAAAAUUAUCUAAAACACUUAGACAUUCAAGGGUCAAUUGCAGUGUGACAGUGGUUUAGUCCUCUAUAAAGGACUAACAAAUCCCCAGCAAAUAAACAAAAUUAGUCCUAAUUGCUGCAUACUAAUCCUAAAAUCAAGUUAAUUGGUUUAGCUGGUCUGAUCAAGUGGACCAAGUUAGACUGAUCUGACAAAACACAAUGUAUUAGAAGGUAUAGUAAGCAAAGUACUGUAGAACAAAAAGGAAAACACUAUAAAAGUGUAAAUGCACAGUAUUAAUAUUGGAAAAGCAUUUGAAAGUAAUGUUACUGUGUAAAAUUACAAUGGUCAUUUUUAUAAUGGCUUCAAGAUUGAAUUAGAAUAUACAUUAUAAUAUUAUGUACAUUAUUCUGGGGUAAUGUAAUACAGGCUUGAGGAACGUAGUAAGUUUUCAAGUACAUAAUCCAUAUUAAACAGAUUUGCAAAUAUUGAGAAAAAACUGAAAAAUCAGAGCAGAAAGCCUCUUAUCGUCACAGGAUUAAGCCACGUAAUCCAGUUAAUGUGGGUUUUUUUUGUGACCACAAAGGUCUGGUUUAGUAUGCAGCAAUCGGUACCAAACUUGAUCCAGUUUAACUGAUGAUCCCAAUGACCAAUCUUCGGUGUUCUGCAUUUGGGGUUAGUAAUGUUACUUACUCAGUCCCCCUGUUGGGUGCAUUAAGUGGAUUCAGUGUGCUAUGCUGAAAUUGACCCUCAAGUGUUUAGCUACAAGAGAGUUUAAAGUAUGAUACAAUGUGUAAAACAAUAAUUUCUGCUGGCUAUUUACUGCUUGUUAUUGGAACUUUACUGUUCGUUGACUACAGUGAAGUCUGAAACAAGAGUGCUGGUGAUUAGAAUAGACAUGACCUAUAACUAUCAUGCUAAAAACGUCAGUGGAUCAAGCUCACUCAAUUACCGGAAUCAAUGUACAAUCACGUUGUGAUAUUUAUAAAGUGGAUUACUGUUGUAUUUUUAUUUUUUUUUUAUCUAUAUGGAUAUAACAGACUGAGACGCAGUUAAUAUUUUGGCAGUUCUCAUCAUUGCCGUUUUGUGUUAGACCAGUAUAAUAUGUACAGAUAAACUAAACUGAUCAGUACCUUUAAUCAGUCUGGUACUGCUUUCACAUAUUUCUUUAUUUAGGUCACUCAAGUGUAGCCUAGCAACAAAUAUAUUGAUCACAUCAAGUUUGGUACUAAAUUAUAUUUGUCAAAAUAGAAAAAAUAAACUGUGUUUUGUAGUUGCUGGUAUUAGUAUAUCAAAUAACUAUUAAAAACAAAACAAAUAAACAAAAAAAGAGAAACGAAAUAGAUUUCAUAUGAACCUACAUAGAGCCCUCUAUGGCAUAACACAGCUUUCCACGUAGAUCCAUAAUGUGUUACAUGAACAAUUUGCUGUUUGGCCAUGGUGAAGCACCUUACUUAUUGUUCAUUUUUAUGUUGCCAUGUUUAUUUUUAAAUAUUUCUUUCCAGCACCAUAAGUUAUUGCAAUAAGAGGGGAUGACUUAAAGCAGUAAAAACCUGUAAACAUAAACCUGUAAACAUUUUAUACAUCAUUUUUUUUAAAAAAUAAAACUUCAAUACAAAA